AUGCACGCUACCCUUGCCUUCCUCGCCCCUGUCCUCGCCGCCUUUGUCGCCAGCGGCACGUUCCCUGCUCCAGCUGCUCCAUCUCCCGAUGCUCCGGCGGCCGCUGCAUGCACCAGCAUCUUCAAGCACAAGUACAACAGUGCUUACGAAUGUGCCAACGCUGUCAGCGCAGUUCCCUCUCCCAAAGCCGCCUUCUUUGUUUGGAACAGCAUCACCAAAGAAUGUUUCCCAAAAGGGACUACUCCUUUCAACCAGGAGAACUCGCAAACCCUCACCAUUGCUGAUCAGACAAGUGAUCAAGUUAGCAAAGACCAGGAAGGUCUCUUUGCCACGGACGCCAAGCUCAAGACGGUUUGCGGCGACAAAUUCCGGAUUCCGUAUCAGUGGGCCAACGAAGGUACUGCGUGCAGCAAAAUCUGCAAGGCCAACACUUUUGUCGACGGCUGCGACUUUGCCAUCACCAUCGCCGGCCAUGCUGGCAUCACUCAAGGCCAGUGGCUGGGGGCUCGUGCCAAGUGGUAG
Messenger RNA from Fimicolochytrium jonesii, 522 nucleotides. RefSeq lists its product as uncharacterized. Bases 1 to 522 code for a protein of 173 amino acids. The record is from RefSeq and is a predicted model, not a curated record. The transcript is spliced from 3 exons. Lineage: Eukaryota; Fungi; Chytridiomycota; Chytridiomycetes; Spizellomycetales; Powellomycetaceae.